GCUCAUCUUCACUGCAUAUCUGCCUCCUUAAAAACAAAAAUACCAUGGGAAAGCUCCAUACUGUUCUGUGUACUGUUCUAAUUCUCGCGGCGGCGUUCCGGAGUGCGGUGGCGUUCGAUUAUUACACUUUCGCGCAGCAGUGGCCAGCUGGCCGAUGCUCUGUACGUGACGUACCAUGCUAUCUGCCCCUGAUCGACUACUUCACAGUGCAUGGGUUGUGGCCCUCACUCUACGGGGGAGGCUCGAUCACGCGAUGCGGGUACAAGAACGGGCCAACUUUAGCGAUGGAACUAAAUAACGAUGUCCUCGGCGCCCUCCCAGUAUUAAUGCCUCAAAUCUUGAACUUCCCCAACCUUGUAGGUGACCCGGACCUAAACUUUUGGGCAUAUGAGUGGAGCAAGCACGGGAGCUGCGCCCCGCUGCAGCCGGUUGAUUACUUCAUGGAAAUAAUCCGGCUAUUCGGGGACAUCAACCUCCUCCAGGUUUUGGGAAACCAAAACAUUGUGCCGGGUGGAACCUACGCCGCGAGAGAUUAUCGCGCCGCAAUCCCUAACAGCAAUGCGUCGAUCAAGUGCGGGUUAGAUUUGAACGGGAGGUAUUUUCUCGUCGAGAUCCGACUCUGCUACGACCUCAAUAGGCAGCCGAUGGCUUGCCCAUACUCGGGUUUCAUGUCCUGCGGCGGUCCACUGAGCCCCGUUGACUUCACGGCAGUUUAAUUUCAGUUCUAAGAGGAUGGGAUGUGAUUAAGCUUGGGAAUAAGGGAACUUAAUUGUUGGGAUUAGGACUACUUGAACACGGUUGUUGUUUUAGUACAAAUAAAGUCAAGUUGUCUGUUCUCGUUAAGUCUCUAUUUGGUCCUUAUUGUCUUAAAGUAUGGUUAGUUGAAAAAGCAGGCUGUUUAAGGUUGUUAAGGCUAUUUAUUUAUGUAGUAUCUCCUUCGUUGCCAAACAAACAAACACAAACGCAUCAUUCUCCAUCAAACGUAACUCCAAAAGGAAAAAGUACCCCACAAACAAACACAUCAUUCUCCAAUCCAUCAACGUAGAACACCAAAAAUGAAUCCCAAAGUGCCUU
Molecule: messenger RNA, 1074 nt
Organism: Linum trigynum
Lineage: Eukaryota; Viridiplantae; Streptophyta; Magnoliopsida; Malpighiales; Linaceae
Source: the annotation of a GenBank genome assembly